AUGUUUUUUCUUGAUAGUCUUCGUGGUAUUCUUUCUGGAAUCAAACUCUCCAGCUUUGUGAUGUUUGAACACAGGUUGAAGUCCUUGACGAAUCUUGCUCUUGCUCUUUCGGGAGCACUAGCAGCUUCACCCACAAAUGGCAGCUUCGAUGUUUUUAAAUAUGUCGAUCCUUUCAUCGGCACCAUUGCUGGAGGUAUGGCUCUCAUAUAACAUUUCGCGAACUGUUCUAAUUGUUUCACAGGUCAUGUUUUCCCCGGUGCAACACUUCCCUUCGGUCCGUUGCCUCAUUCACAUUGAUUCAUUGAAAAGCGAUUAUUGACGGUAUGCAGGAAUGGCAAAAGCUUCUGCUGAUGUCAACAAUCCCGACGAGAAACAAGGCGGUUUUGCUUCAGACAACAGUGAUAUAACAGGCUUCUCACAUAUGCAUGAUUCUGGAACUGGAGGAGUAUUCUACCUGCAAAAAAUGGUACCAUGAAUUCAUUUGCUGAUUCACUUCUAGUCUCCAUCUCUCGGAAACUUUCCCAUAUUUCCUCAAACAGGUUGUCCUGGAGAUGAAAUCAAUAACUGUUUCUGGACUAAGACAGAUCGUGCUUCAAGACGCCUCAAUGGCACUGCUCAAGCUCACCCGGGUUAUUUUGCCGUCAGUCUGAAUACCUCUAUCCACACAGAGGCCACAGUCUCAAACCACACGGCUCUGUACAGAAUUACCUUUCCUUCGAAUGUGUCAACUGCCGCUCACGGAAAAAAUACCUCACUUCCCUACAGUCCGUUGAUACUCGUUGACUUGACUGACCUCCCCGACUCCCGAUCAAAUGCCAGCAUCGAGGUUGAUGGUGGAACUGGAAGAAUAUCUGGCAGCGGAACUUUCAAUCCAUCGUUUGGAAUUGGAUCAUAUGAGCUCCAUUUUUGCGCGGAUUUUCAUGGUGCCCCGGUGAGAGAUACAGGAGUAUUCCAAAAUAACCGAGCAUUCAAUGUCGUGAAGAAUAUUUCCACUCGUUCAGAUGGUGUCAACAAUCCUCCACUUUCAGCGGGUGCAUGGACGCUAUUCACAGCACCUGUCAAUAAUCAAAUUCUUGUUCGUGUAGGGGUCUCUUUCAUCAGUGUUGCAAAAGCAUGCCAGAACGCUGAAUCUGAGAUUCCGGAUUUUGACUUCAAGAAAGUUCAAGAAUCUGCCGAGGAUGCUUGGAGAAAAAAGUUUGCUGUUGUAGAAGUGGAUAAUACUGGCGUUAGUGAAGAGACACAGACAAUCUUUUGGUCAGGAAUGUAUCGUGCAAUGAUCUCACCGCAAGAUUAUACUGGCGAAAAUCCACUGUGGGAGUCCUCAGAGCCGUAUUACGACUCUUACUAUUGCAUUUGGGAUUCUUAUAGAAGCAUUCAUCCCCUUAUCACUUUGCUGGAUCCACAAAGUCAAACUUUGAUGGUUCGGAGUCUGAUUGACAUCUAUCGCCAUGAGGGUAAGCAUUGGGUUAUUUCUGCAAGUUAAUUAAUCAAUGUCUGAUCGUAAUGGAUAGGAAAACUUCCUGAUUGUCGAAUGUCUUUGUGCAAAGGAUUUACGCAAGGAGGCUCCAAUGCAGAUGUCGUCUUAGCGGAAUCUUACCUCAAGAACAUCAGCGAUGGAGUAGACUGGGAGACUGGAUAUAAAGCCGUUGUUUCAGAUGCGGAAGAUGAACCAUUGAAUUGGGCAGUGGAGGGUCGUGGUGGACUUACCUCCUGGAAAACCCUAGGUUAUAUCCCAACCGAUGAUUUCGAUCCGUAUGGCUCAGGUCCUUUCACCCGUUCUAUUUCCCGAACAGUGGAGUACGCAUACAACGACUUUUGCAUUGCUUUGAUAGCAAAGGGCUUAGGCCACACAGGAGAUGCUGAAAAAUACCUUGAGCGAUCCAAAAACUGGAAAAACAUGUGGAACCCAACUCAAACCUCCCUGGUGACUAACUCCACUGGGAAUAUAGGGAAGACAGUCGAUACAGGAUACGUAGGUUUUCUCCAACCACGGUACCUAAAUGGGACCUUUGGCUAUCAAGACCCGACGCUCUGUUCUCCUCUUUACAACUUCACAUCUUGUUACCUCAAUCCUAACGGCCACGAAACCUAUGAAGGUUCGUCGUGGAUGUAUACCUUUUAUGUUCCCCAAGACAUGGCAACUCUCGUCGUCACUCUUGGCGGACCCGAAGCGUUCACAAACCGCCUGUCCUACCUGCACACCUCAGGUCUCCUCUACAUUGGCGAUGAACAAGCGUUUCUCCCUGUCUUUCAAUUUCACUACGCUGGACGGCCAGCUCUCUCCGCAAAGUUCUCGCAUUUCUACAUCCCAUCCCAAUUCAACACCUCGCUUAACGGGAUUGCAGGCAAUGAUGAUUCAGGGGCUAUGGGUUCGUUCACUACACUGGCUAUGAUGGGUCUCUGGCCUGUUCCAGGUCAGGACGUAUAUCUGAUCACGCCGCCGUAUUUCCCUAGUGUGAGUAUUACGAACCCGCAGACGGGAAAGACGGCGACGGUGAAGAAUGUGGGGUUUGUGGAGGGUAAUGAGACCAUUUAUAUUCAGAGUGCGACCUUGGACGGUAAGGCAUGGACGAAGAAUUGGAUUACGCAUAAGUUUUGGUUAGAUGGUGGUGUAUUGGAACUGGUGUUGGGUAGGAACGAGAGUCUGUGGGGAACGAAGGAUGAAGAUUUACCGCCUAGCGCUUCUACGGGGUUUUAG
Molecule: messenger RNA, 2698 nt
Organism: Hymenoscyphus albidus
Lineage: Eukaryota; Fungi; Ascomycota; Leotiomycetes; Helotiales; Helotiaceae
Source: the annotation of a GenBank genome assembly